UUUCGUCGAUCGUCUGUGACACGGAAACUGGAGAAACGAAACCUAUCCAUCCACGCUCGCCGACCUCCGCUUUCUGCUUGGAAAAACCGCCACGUUCGCAAUACUCCACCGUGGACGCCAACACGGUAUGCGGUGGCGAAUCUUCAUUUUAGCCUGUCUCCUAUUAAAGGGGCUGGCUCGGACCGAGGACGUGGAAGUAGUCGAGGCAAUCCCAGGAAAGGACAAUCGGAACGACAAUUCAGCUUUAAACCGGCAAGAUAACGAUAUAAAUAGUUCAGACCAGCUGGCGUUAGAAUCGUUAGGAGAGAAGGAUGCCGGUGGUAAUCACUACAAAUCGGGUCCUCUUCGGCAUCCUCUUCCGCCGAAUCGAGGAGGUUUGGGAAUGCCGCAUCCAAGGCCGCACCAUAACGUCGCUUACCACGGCCCACCGCCACCCUUACCGCCGUCGAAAACGGUACCAGAAGCAAUGGACAAGAUCUAUACUACCGGUGGCGGCAUCAGCACAGCGGUAGGUGCCGAACCAUGGCCAGCAGCCACCCCAGACAUGCCGAAGAUCAUUUCUCUGGACGUGAAGUGCGAGAAAAAUCUGAUGAAAGUUUACCUCGGUUUCGAUAAACCGUUCUACGGUAUAGUCUUCAGCAAGGGUCACUACAGCAACAUAAACUGUGUACACUUGCCGGCUGGCUUAGGGCGCACCUCGGUUAAUUUCGAGAUCAGCAUUCACGCGUGUGGCACAGCUGGGAACACCGAGAAUGGUUUAUACGGGUACGGCGCCGAGUCCGGGUCGGGAACGUACUUCGAGAACAUUAUUGUGGUGCAAUACGAUCCACAAGUUCAGGAAGUUUGGGACCAGGCGCGUAAGCUGCGGUGCACUUGGCACGACUUGUACGAGAAGUCUGUUACGUUCCGUCCGUUCCCGGUCGACAUGCUGGACGUGGUGCGCGCCGAUUUCGCCGGCGAUAAUGUUGGCUGCUGGAUGCAGAUACAAGUCGGAAAGGGCCCAUGGGCGUCGGAGGUCUCCGGGCUGGUUAAGAUCGGUCAGACGAUGACGAUGGUGCUCGCGAUAAAGGACGACGACUCCAAGUUCGACAUGCUCGUGAGGAACUGCAUGGCUCACGACGGCAAACGAGCGCCGAUACAGUUGGUAGAUCAGAGAGGUUGUAUCACGAGGCCUAAGCUGAUGUCGCGGUUCACCAAGAUCAAGAACUUCGGUGCCUCUGCGUCGGUUCUCUCCUACGCCCACUUCCAGGCGUUCAAAUUCCCCGACUCGAUGGAAGUGCACUUCCAGUGCACGAUUCAGAUAUGCAGGUAUCAAUGUCCAGAACAGUGCUCGGAAUCUCCGUUGUUGCUGGAAUCUCAGGGAUUGCUGGAGAAUCAUCAUGGCUCGUCGAACGGACACCCUGAUUCCGGCUAUGGUCCCCCGCCGCCCAUUCCGCUUCCGUUGGAAGCUUACUUACAGGCGACCGCUGGACGCCCACGAGACGAGAGACGUAGGAAAUCACGAGAGAUAGUACCGACGCCGCAGAAGGCGGUCGGAGUAAAUCGCAUAAUACGCGUUGUUUCCACGGGAGACUUGACGUUCUCCAUCGAUGAGACGAACAAUGGAGAAUCGAACGGGCCGACGAUGGUUUUUCCCGUGCGUAAUGAGAACGCAUCGGCCAACGCUGCCAUGAUUUGCAUGACUACCCCAGGUUUUGCUGUCACUCUCAUAGUGCUUCUUGCUGUGUUACUGUCCUCGUGUAUACUUUCCACCUACCUCUGUCUACGGUUAAGACCGUUCUCAGGAAAAGCUAGGAAGACUGCGACGUAUUAUAACGGAGAACAAAACGCGCCUAAAAAGUCGACGAGGUCGUGCUUCUACUCAUAAGUAAAAACGAUCGUAGCGUCUUGAAAUAUACGGCGCGCUGUCGAUCGGUUCUACUUUUGCAGUGAAGAACCCUCGCAUCGAGCAGGUUUCUUUCCCAAAACUAGUUCCACAAUUUUCAUACCAUUCGACUAUUUAUACGAAUAAAUGUUGUGAAUUAUGAUCAUCGCUUUUCCGAUAUACUACCGAAUUGCUCAACGGACUAGUGGUCAGAUCUUUUUCUAUACCAAUGUAUAUGUUCUGCUAGCUUUUAUUUUGUCUGCAUUGUUAAAGUUCAAUCUAUUAGACGUCGCGCAAACCGGUCCUCUUGGCCGCGCCAUUCCAGGUAUCGUAGAGGCUACAGAAUGUCGCAAGCAUGAUUCCGUAUACCGGCACGUAUCAGGCGGUGUAUCGUUCGUAAUAAAAUAAAUAGGAUACUGUUCGCUACGUGUGCUGCAUCUGUUUGAUCAGAGAGUAAUACGGAUUUGUGCUUCGUCACGACGAAACAUACGCUCAAGCCGUUAUGUAUAGACACUCAGAAAAUUUAGUCAAAGAUAAUCAAACGUGACUGAAUCGUCACAGAUAUUUCGGGACCGUGGUAUUUGGGUAUUUUCAUUUUUAAUUAAUUGUUACCCGUCACGUAUGUAACGAUACGUGACUCGGUAUGAUUAAGGCUGAGAUACUGCGAAAGAAUAGUUUAGUUUUCAAAGAAAAUCGUUUCUCUUUUUUAAUAUUAUUUUUUAUUAUAAUAUUAUUAUUUAACGUUAUUUAUUUAUUACUAAAAUAUGUUCCAAAUCAUUGCGGGUUCAUUCGUUGCGUUUGCAAUUCUACAAGAGCCAGUCAUUCUCGUAAAAUUUAUAACAAAAAAUUAUCUUGGUUUGGACAAUCUUACGUUUAAGGUAACAUUAAAUACGAGAGGUUCCGCUUCAGUGAAGCGGACACUUUGCAACGUUAGUUUUUAUACACGCUGCCAUGUAACCAAUUGAUGAGCAUUUUAUCUUCCUCUUCAAAUAUUGUAUUAACAAUUAAUCAACAGAAAUCAAAACAGGUUAAAUGAUAAUAAAUGAUGGAUUAUCUCCGUUGCGAUAUUUUUCUACCUUUUACGUACGAAAAAUGAAAUGAAACAAAAAUUAACUGCGUCAGAGUGCGAGACGUGAGAAGAAUGUAUAAAUGAAUAUAAUAGUCAGUAGCUCAUAAUAUAAAAGAUUACAGUAUAAUAUAAUGUUUAAUGUUAAUAUAAAAAUGUUUAUAAAUUAUUGGUCGUCGAUGAAGCAUUAUAUUUUUACAAGAAUAUUAAUGU
Molecule: messenger RNA, 3143 nt
Organism: Ceratina calcarata
Lineage: Eukaryota; Metazoa; Arthropoda; Insecta; Hymenoptera; Apidae
Gene: dy
Product: transmembrane protein dusky
Exons: 3
Coding region: 128-1867 (579 amino acids)
Source: RefSeq, a predicted model, not a curated record